AGAUAGAUAGAUAGAUAGAUGGAUAGAUAGUACCAAGGGACUGAUCAGAACUACAGCUCCAACGAUUUCGUCAUACCAGAACGCGUGUAGUGAACGUCAGUAGGAUAUUCACUACUAAUAUUACAGAACAACGAACACGACACUACUAGGCUGAAAUGUUCAGACUUAGUCCGACAUCUAGACCAGAGGACAGACUCCUCAAGGCCCGGACCUUGAUGCAGGAGGCAAACAAAAAAAGAGGCCUUGUCCCAAAUUCAACCAGAGUAGUCGUAAAGACACAUUUGGAGGAGAGACCAAAACUUGCUAAACAAGCUAAACAAGCAGUGAGGUUCACGGAGCUCCGGACACGUCAACAGAUGGCUUUUGACAACAAGGCAACUUUACAGAAGGAGCAGGCUACCGCCAGAGCUCUGAGGGAGAAACAGAGCCUUGCCCAGCGGGAAGCUAAGAGAAUGGCUGAACUGGCAAAGCAGAAGCAGGAACAGCAGACAAACAGCGCUGCAAUGCGUCACACACACCGUGCCGGCAUUCGGAUGCCGAUACAAGAGAAAAGGCAGCGAGAAAAGGAAAAGCGGCAGAAAGAUUUGGACUUAAAUCAGGCUCGGGAUAAGGACCGCAGGUUGUUCCAACAUGAAGAACAAUUGAAGGAUAUGAAGGCCAGAAAAAAACAAAUCAAUGUACAGAACUUCAACAUCGCCAUCGAAAGUGAAAAACGUGGCAGACUGCAGGAGCAGAAUGCUGCAAUGAAGACUGCAAAAGCAGACAGGUUCACGGAGAAAGAAGAGGCAGAGCGUCAAAGUGAUUUGGACAGUUAUCUGACUAGGGGUGAGGACUGCAGGUUGCUCCAACAUGAAGAACAAUUGAAGGCUAUGAAGAACAGAGAAAUCAGAAUCUCUGAACGUAACUUCGAUAUCUCCAUUGCAUCUGAAAUACAUUUGAGACUGCAGGAGGAGAAUGCUGCAAAGAAGACCGCAAACGGCAGUUCGUUCCUAAAACCGACUGCAAAAGCAAAGAGGUUCAGGGAGCUCCAGACACGACAAAAGAUUGUUGACAAUCUGGCCUUAAAGAAAGAGGGGGAAAACCCGGGGCGCAACACUCCCUCCCCGAAGCUACUGCCCGUCCGAAAAGGGUUGGCUUUCACUCAUAGUCUAGAGGGGUCCAAUUACAUCUCUGCAGGUAAAGGGGAGCCACAUUGCAGACUUCCGGAACAUCCUGAACACAAGCUACUGUCCCUCCGAAAAGGGUUGGCUUUAGAUCAUAGUCUAGAGGAGUCCAAUUACAUCUCUUCAGGUAAGGGCGAGCCACAUUGCAGACUUCCGGAACAUCCUGAACACAAGCUACUGUCCCUCCGAAAAGGGUUGGCUUUCAAUCAUAGUCUAGAGGGGUCCAAUUACAUUUCUUCAGGUAAGGAACCACAAUGCAGACUUUCGAAACUUCCUAAACCUUUUAGAGCGCGGUAGGGGCUCAAGUUCUGCCAAGAUCUUUACGAAAGGGUUUCUUCAGGGUGCUCCGGUUUAAUCCCGCACACUUUAAAUUUAAAAAAAAAAAAAAUAGUGUAGAGGACAGAAUUAGUGUAUUUUCAUUGGGGACAUGUGAAUGUCGUCUGCUGAAAUGAACACUAUGACUGGUUACUCUUUAAGCCUUGUGUAUACGUUAGGGUUUACUCUGGGUGCUCCAGUUUCUUCCUGCACACUUUAAAUUUAAAAAAAAAAAAAUUUAGUCUAGAGGACAGAAUUAGUGUAUUUUCAUUGGGGACAGGUGAAUGUCCUCUGCUGAAAUGAACACUAUGACUGGUUACUCUUUGGGCCUUAUGUUUACAUUAGGGUUUACUCCGGGUGCUCCGGUUUCUUCCUGCACACUUUAAAUUUAAAAAAAAAAAAAAAUUGUGUAGAGGACAGAAUUUGUGUAUUUUCACUGGGGACAGGUGAAUGUCGUCUACUGAAAUUAACACUAUGACUGGUUACUCUUUAA
Messenger RNA from Sebastes umbrosus (honeycomb rockfish), 1971 nucleotides. Its product is annotated as trichohyalin-like. The transcript has 2 exons. The record is from RefSeq and is a predicted model, not a curated record. Lineage: Eukaryota; Metazoa; Chordata; Actinopteri; Perciformes; Sebastidae. Bases 156 to 1460 code for a protein of 434 amino acids.